AUGCUACCUCUUUCGGUCCUGCAAUUCCAAGACGAUUUGCCAUCCCAUCAGGAGUUGCAUUCUUUUGUCAACCACGACCUUCUAAUUGCUGCAGGUACUAGGUUCACGCCUGCCUCUGAAAAGAAGCAACCUGCCGAUCCCUUAAAGUCUCACUUUGAGAAUCAGAUCCGACUGCUGUGGGCUCGAGUGCUCGGAGUCACCCCCGAUUCUAUUGGAGAGCAUGAUAACUUUUUUCGGUGCGGCGGCUCGGCCUCUAGCGCAAUACGCCUGAGCCAGAUGAUAUAUGAGCAUGGGCUAUUAGUAACAGUGAGAGAUAUUUUUCAACGGCCCCGACUAAUAGACCUUGUUGAUCGAGCUUGCUCGCUUGUUAAUUCAUCCAACCAUGAUUUUGUUCCACCUUUCACGUUACUUAAAUUGUCAUUGGAUGCACAAAAAGCUCGCGCUCAAACGUCACGCCUUUGCCAUGUUAAGGAAUCCCAAGUAUUAGAUGUACUUCCAUGUACGCCUUUACAAGAGGGUAUGCUCGCCUUAACACGCAGCAAUUUCAACGAGUACGUACAACAGUCAAUAUACAGGAUAGAUCGGGAUAUCGAUAUCAGGCGGCUCAAGUGGGCUUGGGACCAAGUUGCUGCGUCGAAUCCCAUCUUACGUACGCGGAUUGUUAGUUUACCUAACUACGGGAUUGUCCAAGUUGUCCUCGACGAGGAAGUGCAAUGGAUGUUCGAAUCGACCCUUGACCAAUUCCGAAAAAGGGCAACGCCCAAAGAGCUUCCCAUGGGGCUUGGUGACCCUUUGAUUCGCUUUGGUAUAAUCAGCGGAAUGUCAGGGGACACUAACUACUUCACUUGGGAAAUGCACCAUGCAUUAUAUGACGGAUGGUCUAUCCCCCUAUUAUUGAGUGACGUUGAACAUGCAUACUACCAGGAACCGGGGCCUGAACUCCUAGACAUGAGUCCAUACAUCAAAUACAUUCAAAAUAUCGAUGAAGUUGCUGCCCAUCGCUUCUGGACUGACCAAUUUGCGGGCAUUCAAGGCACUGGGUUCCCAUGGAUAGGCUUGUCGACUGAUGUGGAUCCCAACCCGGAUAUCCUGACAACUAUCCUGACACGCCAUGUGUCUGGACUGGAUUGGGGACGGAGUGACUUCACGGUUGCCACAAUUGUUCGUGCUGCUUGGGCGUUAGUAUUGGCCAUUCGCGCUGACUCUAAUGAGGCAUUAUUCGGCGUAACAGUAACGGGUCGUCAGGCAGCGGUGCCGGGAAUUGAACGUAUGGCGGGCCCUGCCAUUGCCACAGUUCCCGCCAGGGUAAAGGUUGACUGGAAAGGUAGUGCUUACCAACUAUUGCAAGCAGUACAUCGUCAGAUAGCUGAUAUGAUCCCUUUCGAACAAACUGGCUUGCAGAAUAUCCGCCAAUUCAGUGAGGAUGCUGCCAUCGCUUGUCGAUUUCGGUCGCUUCUUGUCAUUCAUAAUAACACGCCAGAUGAUACCCAGUUCUCAGGGCGGCCUUUUAUUAAGGAGCUUCCCCAUUCGUCAAUCGGACCUCAACCAUGUGAUGGCAGGUAUGCCAUAGAUAUUGACUGCAGACUGGCCCUCGAUGGAGUUUACGCAAGGAUGGAGUUUGACACACGCAUCUUCCCCAAGUCGGAAAUGGCAUGCGUUGUUGAAGACUUUGAGAAGAUUCUACGAUUUUUGGCAGAUAAUGUCAAUAGACAGGGAAGACUAGAAGACACAGUUGCACCAAUGUCCUUAUUUACUUCCAGGAGAUUAGCCGACGUGUUACAAUGGAACUCACGGGUACCCGAUCCUGUCCCUGAAUGCAUCCACGUGAUGGUUGAAAAAAAGGCUCUACAAUGCCCUAACUCCCUGGCUAUUCAUGCAUGGGAUGGCAGCCUGGAAUAUCAACAUCUACUGGAGAUAUCCACCAACUUCGCACUGCAACUGAUACAGGUAGGGGUAACAGGAACUAUCGUACCGCUAUUGUUUGAGAAGUCACUCUGGAUGCCUGUGGCAGCUCUGGCUGUCGUGAAAGCUGGUGGAAUCCUUGUUGCUAUGGACAUGAAGCAACCGUAUGAACGGUUAGCCCAGAUAGUAUCUCAGACCAAUUCACCAGUGUUGGUAUGUUCCGAACAGAACUCAUCACUGGCCCAGAGGCUUGGACGCCAGCAAUUCAUAAUUGGGUGGAACCGUCACCAUUUGGAUGUCAGAUGUCAAUCAAAAGGCCCAGAAUUACCGGUGAUUCACCCCGAGAGCCUUUUAUAUAUUGUUUUCACUUCUGGCAGCACCGGAACUCCAAAGGGGGUUCGUAUAACCCACCAAAACCUCUGUACUGCUAUUGCCCACCAACGAGAGGCUCUAGGAUACAAUGAUAAAUCGCGAGUGAUUGAUUUUGCUUCAUACGCUUUUGAUGUUACUUGGUCAAACAUCUUCUUUUCGUUCGCUGCAGGAGCAUGUCUAUGUAUACCCUCUUCACAGGAACGUGAAAAUCACUUGGCUGACUCUGUGAGAAAAUAUGGCAUUAAUUUAAUGGAUUCUACACCUUCACUUGCUCGAGCGCUAGGAAAAGAUGUUCUAUCAAGUUUAACCACACUGAUUAUGGGUGGAGAAAUGAUAUUGCCCUCUGACACAUUGCUGGCGGGAGACCGUACUCGAAUUAUCAAUGCCUAUAGCCCAGCUGAGUGUACUCCAACGGCGCUUAUUUCCCCCCUGGAUGCAACCGGAGUUAGAAUUGGCCGCGGUUUUGGGGUUGUCACUUGGAUUGUAGAAGAAGACAACCCACAACAACUAGCCUCGAUAGGCACAGUUGGGGAGCUAUGGCUCGAAGGGCCUCUUGUCGGUGCUGGAUAUCUUGAUGAUACUGAAAAAACUGCAGCAGCUUUUAUACAAGACCCUAUUUGGCUGGUACAGAAUACUGGACGCCGUGGACGUGUGUAUCGUACUGGUGACUUAGUUCGAUAUGAGCCAGAUGGGAAUAUCGUCUUCGUAGGUCGAAAAGAUGACCAGGUCAAAAUUCGAGGCCAGCGUGUGGAACUAGGCGAAAUUGAAAGUGUUAUUCGUCGAGCCAUUCAGCAACCAACACUACAAAUUGUUGUAGAGGCAGUACAGCAAGCUUCUGAUACCGGAAACCUUACACUAGUGGCUUUUCUGGCGCUUCAAGGAUCUCAAGAAAUGGAUGAACACUCAAAAAAUACUGAAGUGCAGCGGAUAACAGAAGAGCUUGCUAGCCGAUUAACACAGCUACUUCCAUCAUAUAUGCUCCCUACUAUGUAUUUCCCUCUACGGGAAAUUCCAAUGGUCACCAAUGAUAAAACAGAUCGAAAGCGCCUACGUGCUAUGGGUAGAACCCUGCUCUCGCAAGCGAAGUUAUCUGCUGCUGGAGAUAAAGAAAUGGGAAAUGAUGACGAAGAGCCAUUGAAUGAGACACAGGCGAUUUUGCAGAAUACCUGGAUGACCGUUCUCAACUUGUCACGAGCGGAGGCAUCAAUUGAUGCAACGUUCGCACGGCUUGGUGGUGACUCUAUCUCGGCUAUGCAAAUUGUUUCCCAAUGUCGAAUGCAUAACAUCCAUUUAACAGUGAGUGAUAUAUUGCUAUCACGAACAAUCCGGAAUGUAGCAAAAGUUUGUCGGGAUGUAUCGUCUCAAGAAAAUCUGUCAACCCCAAAGCUCGAGGAAGAUUCAACGGCCCUUUUUGAUCUCUCCCCGAUUCAACGUAACUUUUUCGAUACAUACCCUGAUGGGCUAAAUCAUUACAAUCAAUUCUUUCUUCUUGAUCUCAAAAGCCCUGUCUCUAGGGCCUCCCUUGAGGAGGCUAUUCAAGCCAUCGUUUUACGUCACGAUAUGCUACGAGCACGCUUUGAAAAAGACCUGAACACACAUACAUGGAAGCAAAGAAUUGCGGAGUACAGUACGGAGACAUUUGCGCUAACAGAACAUACAAUGAAAGACUAUGCUGCUGUUGGACUUGAAUCGCAGCGACGACAAGAGAAUAUGGAUAUUCGAAAUGGCCCUGUGUUCGCCUGUGAUCUAUUCAAUCUACCUACAGGCAAUCAAAUGCUCUUACUUUCUGCCCAUCAUUUGGUAAUAGACCUUGUCUCCUGGAGAAUUAUCUGGGCCGAUUUAGAAGACCAUCUGCAAUCCCGCAAGCUGCAUUCUGCCCAGACAUUGUCAUUCCAGGCUUGGUGUGCACACCAGGCCCGAAUAGGGCGCACAUUAUCACCACUACUAGUACUCCCUUACUCAAUUCCCGAGCCUCAGAUAGGCUUUUGGGGUGUCUCCCUAGAUGAGAAUACAUAUGGCCAAUGCAAGGCUGUGGAGGUGUCCUUUUCCUCGGACGUGAGCUCCCUGCUCUUCGGGAAGAGUAAUGAUUCUUUGGGGACUGAAGGAAUUGAUCUUAUACUUAGUGCUCUCUUCCACGCAUUCAUUCAUACAUUUCCGGAGCGCAGCACACCAGCAAUCUGGAUUGAAGGCCAUGGCCGUGAACAAUUUAGUGAGCAGCCAGUCGAUGUCUCUAGUACAGUGGGAUGGUUUACUUCUAUGUAUCCUUUCGCAAUUCCGAUUAACCUCCACCACUCACUAGCUAGGGACGUGGUCAGGCUUGUCAAAGACACGCGACGCAAUGUGCCUGCAAAUGGGCAGCAAUUCUGGGCUUGCCGGUACAAUAGUGAAUCUGGCCAUUUGGCAUUUGAAGCAUACGAUACCCCUGAGAUUGUGCUUAAUUUUACGGGUCGAUUCCAGCAGCUAGAGAAAGAAGAUGGGCUAUUCAAUCCGUCUUCUCCUUCCGAGUUUAGUGAUUCCCUUCUGGCGAUAACCGAAGUCUCAAAAUCGGCCCGGCGACAGUCAAUGAUUGAUAUAGAGGCUGCUGUAUCCGACGGCGAAUUAAAGGUUGAAUUUAUCUUUCAUAAGAUGAUGCAGAGUGAUCGUCUUCAAAAGUGGAUUCAAAAUUUCUCACAGGACCUAGAGUUUCUUUCCCACAACUUUGCCCAAGCUCCAUCCGGAUUCACGUUGAGUGAUUUGCCUCUCCUUCCCCUCUCAUACAAUGGCUUGGAUAUCCUUCUUGAGCAGGAACUGCCUCGUAUGGGGGUCAAACCAGAACAAAUCCAAGCUAUCUAUCCUUGUUCGCCUUUGCAGGAGGGCAUGCUCAUAAGUGCAGCUAAGGGGAUUGCUUCUUAUCACACUCGCACAACAUGCCGCUGUGACUCCUUUGGUGAGCCUGUUUGCCCCUUACGUUUGGAAUCAGCUUGGAAAGUAGUGGCGAACAGGCACACGGUUCUCUCUUCUCUCUUUACCCUCCACCCCGAGGGUAAUGGUUUUAUCCAAAUGGUGCUAGACAAGCCACCAGUAAGGGUAAUUCAGAUGGAAACUGACGAUAAUAAUCCGAUUACGGUUUUGAACAAAAAAGAACCCCCAUCUUUUUUCCUGAAUGAGCCGCAGCAUUUGUUAACUAUAUACCGAUCAAAAGCUGCAAGUGUAGUAUCGUUUCGACUUGACAUGAAUCAUGCCAUGAACGAUGCUCAAUCAAUGGCAGUACUUCUAGAAGAGCUUGCAGCUACAUAUGAUGGUUUUGAACUUCCAGCUGCCCCCAGGUUCACUGAUAUGAUUAGCUAUAUUAGCCAGACACCCAAAGAAAAGACUGCUGCUACAUGGGCGACUAUCUUAGAUGGAAUGAAGCCUUGCAAUUUUCCCACAUCAUCGCCAUCCUCACGAGGAAUGAUGCCCGAGAUGCUCGGUGAGGUAUCUAGCUCCACUCCGCACUCUAAAGUUCACAUCGUGGAUUACUGCAAAAAGACGAAUAUCCUGUUUUCUGCCUUUCUGCAGGUGGCCUGGGCAAUAACACUAUCGCAUUAUACAGGGAUGAAGGAGGUCUGCUUUAGUUAUCUCACGUCGGGGCGUGACGCUCCAAUUGAGCGGGUAGAGAAAAUGGUUGGCCCUCUAGCUAAUCUUCUUAUCAGCCGAGUUGACAUGGGGGUACCAGUAAAAGAGGUCCUCCGGGCCACAUCCAAGAAGUCAGAACAGAACAUGGCCAUACAGCAUGUGUUUAUAGGGGAGGUCCUUCACCGACUUGGGCUAUCUGGCCAACGGCUCUUCAAUACAUCCCUCUCGAUUCGCUCUUACGACAAGGAAGAAGUUCAGAAGUACAGCAUUAAGUUCCAAACAUUGGAUGAUGAGGACGGCCAUGAAUACGACUUGAGUCUAAACGUCUCACUAAAUCGUCAUGGCCAUACCGAUCUUUUGCUAGAGUACAGAAAACCAUAUAUUACCCAGCAGAUAGCUGAAGAGGUCUAUGAGACGCUCAACCAGGCAAUUGACUAUCUGCUAACCAUCGAUAUUGACGGUAACACUGGACAUGAUGAGCUUCAGGGGGGACUCACCAUCAUAAACAAUGAUCAAUAUGCCAAGGCAAUAUCUCUCUUUGAUCAGAUAUUUCUACAAAAAUACGGCGUUGAAAGGUCUAUUGCAGAGAGCUUUUGGAAAGACCAGCUUUCUAACACUCACGGAGUACACUUUCCUGAAGUCAAGCAGAUGGUGACCACCGGAAUUGAACGUGGUGAAAAAAUACAUCUGACUAUGAAAAGCAUUGAUUUCAUCCCAGGGAGUUUCUCGGCAGAAGUAGUAGUUAGGGCUGCGUGGGCUAUCUUAACGGCUCACUUUUCCAAUUCCGAUGAAAGCCUGUUUGGAGUAUGCCGCCUGAAUGGUGAAGGAAGGAAAAACAUGUUGCCUACUCGCAUUGUGCUUAACUGGAACAACACCAUUCUUCAAUUCCUCUCGGAAAUCGAGCAGCAAAUACGCAGCAUGGAGCCCUUUCAGCGUAUGCUUUUGGAACAAAUCUCUUGCUUGUCAGACGAAACCAAAUUUGCCUGCAAUUUCCAGACUCUGCUAGUAAUUGGCUCUCCAAGAACAGAUGGGAUCGAAUGCUACGACCCCAUCAUCACUAACGGUGAUACGAAGGGAGGUGUCUUUAAGGAAGAUAAUCAUACAAUCGUGAUGAAAGUUAGUGAAGGAGAAGGCAAAGAUGUGGAAAUUGCAAUGGGCUUUGACUCGGGCAUUGUCAGUAUGGAUCGUGCUAUCAGGCUCACCCACGGACUCGAACACACGAUCCGACAAUUACUCGAUAUAAAUCGACGGGAAGACAAGCUGUGUAAUGUGACUGUGGCCAGCCACCGAGAUUUGAACAACAUCUGGGCCUGGAAUGCCGAGUUAUCGGUUCCAGUUGAAGGUAUUAUACCCGAUUUGAUUAUUGAGACGGUCAUUCAGCAGCCACAUUUUCCUGCUGUUAACGCUUGGGAUGGGGAUUUAACGUAUGGUGAACUGCAUGAAUUAUCCUCUAAGCUUGCCCACCAUCUCCUUGCUGAAGGUGUUGGUAGAGGAAGCAUUGUCCCCCUUUGUUUCGAAAGGUCCAAGUGGAUGCCAGUUGCAGCGCUGGCCGUCAUGAAGACUGGAGCAGCAGCUGUUGCUAUCAACCUCUCGUUCCCAGAACAAAGGCUUCGUUCAAUUAUAGGUCAGAUCUUUACCAGCUCAAAGUCGACGCUUAUACUGUCUUCUGUCUCGAAUCAACCCUUCUUUGAGAGCCUAGGUCAGGGUGAAGUCUAUAGGGUAGGAGACGAUCUAUAUCUACCUACUGGCUCCACGAUCGCUACCCCUGAAUGGCCGGCCGUGCAUCCGUCCGAUGCAUUUUAUAUCGUGUUUACUUCCGGGACAACAGGGGAUGCGAAAGGAGUGGUGAUUACCCACCAGAACUUUAUCAGUGCAAUUGCUUACCAGCGAGAAUUUCUCGGAUUUGGCAGUAAUCCAAGGGUAUUAGAUUUCACCUCGUAUGCCUUUGAUGUGUUUUGGCUUAAUCUACUGAGGGCCCUGGCUACAGGCGGGUGCCUCUGUAUCCCUUCCCAGGAGGAAUUUGAGAACGAUCUUGGUGGCUGUCUGGAAAAGUACCAAGCAACUGUUGCUGACCUGACGCCGUCAGUAGCGCGCGUUGUCGAACCAAGAAGCGCCUUUUCUCGACUAUCGACGCUGGUGCUGGGUGGUGAAGCUAUUUUACCAAAUGAUUUGGACCUAGUUGGUGAUGAGACACAGCUAGUAUUGGCUUAUGGCCCAGCCGAAUGCACGCCCACUAGCACUAUUCUAUAUGGCCCCAAAUGCUUGGAAGGGGGGGAGAUUGGUCGGGGAGUUGGGGUGUGCACAUGGGUUGUCGACCUUAAAAAUCCGGAUGCACUGGCUGCUGUUGGUGCUGUUGGUGAACUUUGGAUUGAAGGCCCGCUUGUGGGUGAAGGAUAUCUCAAUGACCCCGAAAAGACAUCAAAAGUCUUUGUCAAGGACCCUAUAUGGCUUCAACGCGGCUCUCCCGAUGGGAGACACCCAGGCCGUCGAGGGCGGCUCUACCGUACUGGAGAUCUGGUCCAAUACCAGGAAGACGGCUCGCUUCUCUUCCUCUCACGCCGAGACACUCAGGUCAAGAUCAGGGGCCAACGUGUCGAGUUGGGAGAUCUUGAACAUCACAUCGGCUCUUUGGCUGUCAAAUUUAUGCAGGAUUCUGGCGCCCUGGGGGAGAAUGGGAAUGUGCAGGUGGUAGCUGAGCUGGUCGAGCUGUCUGGCAUCGCAGAUAAAACUCUUGCAGCCUUUAUAGCCGUGGAUGGUAUCAGCAGCAGCAACGGCUCUUCCGAUAAUAACAAAGAAGUUAAUGAACUGGGGUGCAACCGCUUGGUCCAGCAGAUGAUAAGCAGUGUCAGAAAGCAGAUUGAAGAAGUGCUGCCCCGGUACAUGCUCCCAUCGACAUAUAUACCCGUCAAACGCAUCCCCAUUGCAGCCACAGGCAAAGCGGACCGGCGAGAGCUACGUCGUAUGGCGGCGUCCCUUUCAACGCGGGAAAUCGAAGCAAUGAACAAGGCCGCUGUGGACGAACGGACACCACCCCAGACGGAGAAGGAGUGUGUGAUGCAGGGCCUCUGGGCCGAAGUGCUGAAGAUUGAAGACCGAGACUGCAUCAGCGCAAGUGACAGCUUCUUCCGUCUCGGGGGAGACUCGAUUGCAGCGAUGAAGAUUGUGGCCUUGGGGCGGCAAAGGGGGCUUGAGUUCACUGUAAGGGAUGUCUUCCAGCAUCCAGUCCUUCGUGAAAUGUGUCUCCAGUGCCAUGAUCUGUCGGUCUAG
Messenger RNA from Trichophyton rubrum CBS 118892, 9135 nucleotides. RefSeq lists its product as uncharacterized. Lineage: Eukaryota; Fungi; Ascomycota; Eurotiomycetes; Onygenales; Arthrodermataceae. The record is from RefSeq and is a predicted model, not a curated record. Gene Ontology annotation, cellular component: cytoplasm. Bases 1 to 9135 code for a protein of 3044 amino acids. Gene Ontology annotation, molecular function: catalytic activity; phosphopantetheine binding. The transcript has 2 exons. Gene Ontology annotation, biological process: secondary metabolite biosynthetic process; amino acid activation for nonribosomal peptide biosynthetic process.